This is a messenger RNA of Lobosporangium transversale, 3491 nucleotides long. Its product is annotated as putative Na P-type ATPase. The transcript has 4 exons. Gene Ontology annotation, cellular component: plasma membrane. NCBI's taxonomy places the organism in Eukaryota, Fungi, Mortierellomycota, Mortierellomycetes, Mortierellales, Mortierellaceae. Gene Ontology annotation, molecular function: ATP hydrolysis activity; P-type calcium transporter activity; ATP binding. The coding region runs from base 296 to 3331 and encodes 1011 amino acids. The record is from RefSeq and is a predicted model, not a curated record. Gene Ontology annotation, biological process: calcium ion transmembrane transport; intracellular calcium ion homeostasis.
CAACCCGGAUCUUUAUCUCAUCGAGAGUAUCUAUCAGCACUUAGUAUAUACCACCAAAAUCAUACCAACCGUUUCACUCCACUUUUCCAUUCUCCACUCCUCUAGUCUGUGCUGCAUAUUGCUACGCAAUUGAAAUAGCUGAUCAAGUACACUCCAUCAACUUUAACCACUCUUGCUGUAACCACCAUUGCAUCCGAAUAUAUACGCAUACACACAGUUACCUCUUAAAAAGCAUCGUUCACAUUAACUUCUUAUUCCGAAUACCUUCCAAAGCAUCUUCAACUUCCGAUUUGUAAUGGCAAAGCGCAAAACUGUUCAAGUCGAGAAAGAGGUUCCCUUCCAUACCUUUACUGUCGAACAAGUAGCCGAACAUUUUUCCACUAACAUUCACGAAGGUCUCUCUUCUCAAGAAGCUGCAGAACGCCUCAAGAAGUAUGGCAGUAACGAGCUUCAAGGGAAUGGGGGCGUUAAGUGGUACAAGGUGCUCUGGCGCCAGUUGGCAAAUGUCCUUGUAGUGAUUCUGCUCAUUGCCACAAUUCUGUCAUUUGCCACUAAAGACUUUGCAGAGGGUGCCGUCAUCCUUGUUAUCAUCAUUAUGAACGCGGCUAUUGGUUUCUGGCAAGAAUACAAUGCCGAGCAAACAAUGGAGGCACUUCGGAAUAUGUCUUCGCCUACCGCAAAGGUCAUUCGUGAUGAGAAUAGGACCACGGUCCCAAACAAUCAGGUUGUUCCUGGGGACAUCAUGAUAUUUGAGGAUGGAGAUGUCAUCGGUGCCGACUGCCGACUUGUUGAAACUUUCAACCUCGAAACUGAUGAAGCACUUCUUACAGGAGAGUCUCUUCCCGUUCAGAAGAACCUCGAUGUUAUCGAGAAGGAAGAUGAGCCUCUCGGUGACCGUCUCAACGUGGUGUUUUCCUCUACAACAGUGGUCAAGGGCCGUGCCAAGGGUAUUGUCAUCGGCACAGGCAUGAAGACCCAGAUCGGUCAGAUUGCCACUAGUCUCAUGAAUGUCGAUAGUAGCGAAACCACACCUCUUCAGAAGCGUUUGAACAAGAUGGCCUACUUCAUCUUCCUAGCUGCCAUUAUUUUGGUAAUUAUCGUAUUCGCCGUACACAAAUUCAAGUACAGUAACGAGGUUGCAAUUUAUGCCAUCUCUGUUGCCAUUGCCAUGAUUCCCGAGGGUUUGGUUGCUGUCGUUACAUUAACCAUGGCUUUUGGCGUCAGACGAAUGGCUCAAGUCAAGGCCAUUGUCCGUCGACUCUCUAGUUUGGAGAGUUUGGGAGCUGUUACCAACAUCUGUUCAGACAAGACCGGCACACUUACUCAAUCCAAGAUGGUUGCUGUCCGUAUGUGGCUUCCAGGUGAUGGAUACUACCGCAUCACUGGUACUGGCUUUGAUCCUGACGGUGAGAUCUACCAGCAAGGCGAAAUGAAUGGAGCUAGUGAAAGCAAUGCUCAGGAACAACUCGUCGUGAACGACGAGGGAAGCAACCAUUUCCUCCGUACUCUUCAAGCAGCCUCUCUCUGCAACAUGGCUGAGCUUCGUAAAACCACACGCCCACAGUCUCACGGUGAAUGGUCAGCCAUUGGUGACCCCACAGAGAUUGCACUCCAAGUUCUGGCAUACAAAGCAGGCGUUCCCAAACCUGAAUUGUUAUCACAGGGAUUCAAGCUCAUCGCUGAAUUUCCAUUUGACUCUUCUGUAAAACGUAUGUCUGUCCUUUAUCAGGCUCCUGAGCAACAGGAUGGUACUGGUGGUCACUUUAUCUUCCUGAAGGGCGCCACUGAACGGGUCAUUGGCUGCUGUACUCGCUAUCGCAAUGGAGAUAAUGAGAUCCUUCUGUCAGAGGAGAGCAACGAAAAGGGUAGUAUGGACCGCAAGGCUUUCGAAACUAUGAUCACAGAGAAGCUUGAUAUCCUUGCUGACAAAGGCCUUCGCGUGUUGACGUUGGCAUACCGUCGUUUCGAGGCUGCCCCUGGCACUGAUUUGGUACACGACUUGGUUCGUGAGGAGGUUGAGCAGGAUAUGACUUUCUUGGGCCUUGUUGGUAUCUAUGAUCCUCCUCGUGCAGAAUCCCGCCCUGCCGUGCUUCAAUGUUACGAUGCUGGCAUCCGCGUUCACAUGUUGACUGGUGAUCAUCCUGCGACGGCUGCUGCGAUUGCUAAGGAGGUUGCUAUCAUUCCUUCAGAUGUUCCUACAAAGGGCAACCCACUUAUCAUGACAGCUGGCCAGUUUGAUUCUAUGUCUGAUGAGGAAGUCGAUAAGCUUAUCGAGCUUCCUCGAGUGGUCGCUCGUUGCUCACCCAAUACCAAGGUAAAGAUGAUUGCUGCGCUUCACCGCCGUAACCUCUUUGCUGCUAUGACUGGCGAUGGUGUGAACGACUCUCCCUCGCUUAAAACUGCUGAUGUUGGUAUUGCUAUGGGCCAAUCAGGCUCUGAUGUCGCCAAGCAGGCGGCAGAUAUUGUAUUGACGGACGACAACUUUGCCACCAUUGUUCAUGCUGUUGCUGAAGGCCGCCGUAUUUUUGCCAACAUUCAAAAAUUUAUUUCUCAUCUCUUGUCCACCAAUGUUGCUGAAAUUGUUGUCCUGAUUGUUGGUCUGGCCAUCAAGGAUGAUGACGGCCAGGCCGUGUUCCCUAUGAGUGCUGUCCAAAUUCUGUUCUUGAACAUGAUCACAUCAUCCCCUCCAGCUAUGGGUCUCGGUCUCGAGCCCGCCAGUGAAUCAAACAUGCACGAACCACCACGCUCGGCUAAACAAGGAUUGUUCUCACGAGAGGUCAUCAUGGAUACUUUUGUCUAUGGCUUGGCAAUGGGUGCACUCUGCUUCUCUGUUUUCUGUGUAGUACUCUUUGGGUUCGAGGGAGGAGAGACUGGGUCCUCGUGCAACAGGGAGUACUCCGAAGCAUGCGAAGGUGUCUUCCGCGCACGUGCUACUGCUUAUGCAUCACUAACACUCCUACUCCUGGCUCACGCCAUCAACUGCAGAAGUUUCCGUGCAAGUAGCUGGUCUUUCAAGAAUCUUAAGACUUUACGUCACAACAAGAUGCUUUGGAUGUCAUUGGUCAUCGGCGCUCUGGUUGUCAUUCCUUGUAUUUACAUUCCAGGUCUGAACCGCAGUGUCUUCAAGCAUACCGGCAUCAGUUAUGAAUGGGGGUUCGUUAUCGCCGCUCUGGUCCUUUUCAUUCUCUUUUCCGACCUUUACAAAUUUAUCAAGCGCAGGACGAUGAAGCCUCUUACUGUACGUGCAGCUUCAGAACUGGAAAUGGAGAGGAUGCGAACUUUCAUGUCGCAGCAUACCCAGAAUGACUCUGUCAUGGAGACCAAGCCUUAAGAAUCAACAAAAAAAAAGGCAUUGUUUAAUCAUAUCAUUAUCUGCAGUGUAUACUAUAUAGUAAUUGAAUAAUAACAAUAUUAUUAAUUUUUUUGUAAUUCUUGAUACACUGGAUUUUAACCGAAUAUGCCUUUCCACAAUGAGGAUGAACAGAUCAAAU